This is a messenger RNA of Halichondria panicea, 1129 nucleotides long. RefSeq names its product thioredoxin-like protein 1. Gene Ontology annotation, cellular component: cytosol. The record is from RefSeq and is a predicted model, not a curated record. The transcript is spliced from 8 exons. NCBI's taxonomy places the organism in Eukaryota, Metazoa, Porifera, Demospongiae, Suberitida, Halichondriidae. Gene Ontology annotation, molecular function: protein-disulfide reductase activity. Bases 67 to 963 code for a protein of 298 amino acids.
UAGUAUAAGUAUAGUGGGGUCAAAAGGUUACUAAAUCCUAAAUUAACUGAGGUGAAGAAUCCAAUCAUGGCGGUGUCAGGAGAAGGACGAGUGAAGACUGUCGAGAGUGACAGCAGCUUCCAGAGGGACCUCAUACAAGCAGGGGACAGUCUCGUCAUUGUGGACUUCUAUGGACCAAAGUGUGGUCCGUGUAUCGCCAUAGCACCCAAGUUUGUCCAGUUGAGUGGCAAGUAUCCAGACGUUGUAUUUCUCAAGUUGAAUGUUGAUAUUUGCCAUAACACUGCUAAGAGGUACGAAGUGAGUGCCACGCCCACUUUUGUGUUCUUCAAGAACAGAGAGAAACUCAACCAGGUGAAGGGUGCUGACAUAAGCGCUGUGGAGGGUGGUAUAUUGCAGCAUGUCGGCACUAUGUCAGGAGGGGGCGGGGUCUCAGCUAGUCAUGUGACCAUCCCCGGUCAGAUUUGCCUUAACUCUCUCUUGGACAAGACGCAGAGCGAGUGUUUGAACGAGGCUGAUGACCACGCGUAUAGCCAUGCCCUCUCCCCAGGCCACACCCACUUCCUGGAGUCGGACUGUGACGAGCAACUCAUCAUCUCCCUUACGUUCGUACAGCCAGUCAAACUACACACACUACAAAUCAGUGGACCUCAGAGUGGCCACGCCCCCAAGACAGUGCGCCUCUUCAUCAACCAGGUGCACACGCUGGAUUUUGACCAGGCAGAGCAAUGGAAGCCAUUACAAACCUUUGAACUGACGGCUGAAGACACGGGUCCUGAGGCUGUCAUUCCCCUGCACUAUGUCAAAUAUCAGAAUGUCCAAAACCUAACCCUGUUCAUCAAGGACAAUCAAGGCAAUGAGGAGACGACUAUAGUCCACUACAUUGGUAUCCAUGGUAACCCGAGAGAGACGACCAACAUGUCUGACUUUAAGCGUGUCACUGGAGAAAAAGGGGAAAGACACUAACAACAACCAACACCACAAUCAUAGACACUAGAGUAAUAAUAUAAUUAUACGUUGAAAUACAUGCGCUGAUCUACCGGUAUGUUGUUACUUAUUUAUGUUUUAUUUAUCUGAAUAAUUAAUUUUAUUAUCUUUUCAAUACAAUAAUCAUAAAAUUGAACAGAAUUGA